This is a messenger RNA of Ceutorhynchus assimilis (cabbage seed weevil), 1581 nucleotides long. The record is from the annotation of a GenBank genome assembly. NCBI's taxonomy places the organism in Eukaryota, Metazoa, Arthropoda, Insecta, Coleoptera, Curculionidae.
AUGAAGUCCUUAAAAGAAUCCGUUGAGUUAAUUGAGAAAGAGAGCAAGCGCAGUCAAGCUAGACAAAUGUCCAAUAUUAUCAUUGUGCGCGGUAUUAACGAAAAUGUAAACAAUGUCUACGACUGUUUGGUGGACAUUUUUAAGAAUAAAUUGAAAAUUGUUGAUAUCAGCAAACGGGAUUUAAACUACUGCUAUCGCAUAGGUGCAAAAGAUAGCCGUAAUAAUAAAUCAAGGCCGCUUGCUGUUCAGUUUUGCACAAAGUGGAUCCGUGAUCAGGUGUUUUUCAACAAAAAACACUUAAAAGGUUCCCAAAUUCUGAUUACCGAAAUAGUUGUCCAUAAGCAGUUUCAACUUAAUCAGAAUGUAUCCAAUCUUAUCACUGUUAAUUUGGACUUAGAUAAACAGCUUAAGGAAUGUCGAUUAACUGUCAGUAGACUUGAAGGGGAUCUUGGGGACAUAACUGAAACCAACAAGAAUAUGCUGACCACCAUCCAAGUGCUCUCAGAAGAAAAGAAAUCCUACUCAGAAGAGCUGAAGAGUGCGAAAGUAAACCUACUACAUGCUAAAGAGGAAUUAAAAACAACUAAAUCUAGGUGUGAUAGUUUGGAGAUGAUAGGGCAUCAACAGUCUUUAAUUGGAGCUAGACCCUCAGAAGAUCUUGCAAAGUGUUGUGAACCCACUGCCGCAGAUGACUCAUUUACUCUGAUAAAUGACAACAGUGUGUUGAAAGACUGCAUCACCCUGGAUAAAGAAAUGGAAACUGCGAGACAUCGGGCGAAUGCUUCUUAUUGUGUGCCCAGAAAAUGCAUUGUUUGCGGAGACUCCAGCGCAAGAUCCCUGUCCACGACUAUGUCUAAACUUGUGAAUUCAUCUCACAUGAUAAAAGGGUAUGUUUAUAAUGGACUUAAUAUGAAAAGUCUUGUGGAAAGGAUGUUCUUAUUAUCAUUUGAUUUGACUGAAAAUGAUACAAUUGUUGUAAGUUUAAAUUUAAAUUCUACAUCCCCUAGUAUCGCUGAUAUUGGGAGGAUCCUUUCUAUGGGUAGUACCACGAAUAGUGAAACUAGUGCAGUUCUUGGUAGAAAAUUAGUUUUGAAAUCGGUUCCGAUUACCGUUGAAUGUAGUGCCUCUCCUUUUUAUGUCCAAAGUUUGGAUAGUCAUGUCAGUAAUUGUAUGCAGGGAGACUUGGAUAAUAAAUACGGACAUAUUAUGUUCAAAGAUUGCCCAAAAUUACGGAAACAAUGUGCUGUUUGCAAGCAGCUAGGACACUUCGCCACAGUUUGCCGUAAAAACAAAGCCGCUUCAUCUCACAAGACAUUGGGGAUUUUUCGAUUCUGGGUGCCAACUAGUCCCUAUCCCGAAGCAGAUGCCAAAAAAGCAAGCAUGACAGAGGUGGACAACAAUGUUUAUCUUAAUGGAUAUAGGCGCAAAUUGCAAGGUGAUUGGAAGGAAAUCUUAGAAUGUUUCCCAAUGAUAUGGCAGAGAGAGCUACCAAAUAUCGAUAAACUCCCAUCGAAAAAAAUCGUUUUGAGAGCAGAGUCUUUCACCAACAUACCUGCAGGCAAAGACAAUACUACUUCGUAG